Messenger RNA from Hemibagrus wyckioides, 12423 nucleotides. RefSeq names its product collagen type VII alpha 1-like (gene col7a1l). NCBI's taxonomy places the organism in Eukaryota, Metazoa, Chordata, Actinopteri, Siluriformes, Bagridae. The transcript has 109 exons. The coding region runs from base 561 to 9332 and encodes 2923 amino acids. The record is from RefSeq and is a predicted model, not a curated record. Gene Ontology annotation, molecular function: serine-type endopeptidase inhibitor activity; protein binding.
AGACGGCUCGACCUGUUGCUGCACAUCCACACACCCCCUGAGCUUGUACUCCGAGAGGUGUGCGUGUGUGUGUGCUUCAUUCAUUCACACGUUCAUCCAUAUUGGCAUUAUUUUUUUUCCCAAGCAAACUUCAUCUUAAGACUCGUGGACUCGUUUCUCUAAGAGUUCCGUGCAGGAUUUCCAGCAGACGUUUUUGCGUACACGUCCAGGGGAGCUGUGUAUGUGUGUGUGUGUGUGUAUGUGUGUGUGUGUGUAUGUGUGUGUGUCCUUCAGUGGAACUGUAUAGCUGGAUGACUAUACAAAGAGGUAUCGGUGAAUGCAAAGUGAGUUGUUAAUCCUGGAAUGGAGCCAGCUGGAUGAGAACAUGUGGCCUUACAUGCAGGAACAGGACUGACUUUUACUGAUAAAAGGAGGAAAAGUCACAGCUGAAUAAAGCGAAGCUGAGCAUCAGUGCAGAAGAUCGGGCCUGCCGGAGGAGAGAUUAGAUAGCGAAGAGACGCAAGAGGAGCGACUGAUAGAGGAGAAGACAGAGAGAGAGAGAGAGAGAGAGAGAGAGAGAGAUGAUGGAUUAUUCGUAUUUGUGGAUCUUGAUCUUGUCUCUUUCUCUCUCCUGUCGGAGUGUGUCUGCACAAGCUGAAGAGUGCCGCACAGCCUUGCCCGCAGACAUCGUGUUCUUGGUGGACGAGUCGUGGUCCGUGGGUCCUUCUAGCUUCAGCCAGAUUAAAGAGUUCAUCGCUGAAAUUAUCCGAUCCUUCCAGAGCGGCGUGAUCGGAUCGGAAGGUGUCCGCUUCGGAGUCACUUUAUAUGCAGACGUUCCAAGGAUGCGGGUUGCUCUGACGGACUACUCCACCCUGGAGGAGAUCUUAAACGCGGUGGAGGAGCUGCCGUAUGAAGGAGGAGGCAGUCGCACGGGCGUGGCCCUGGAGUUCCUUGUGGAAUCCGUCUUUAGCCCGUCAAUUGUCCGAGAAAACACUCCAAAGAUCGCAGUGCUCAUUACAAACGGCAGAUCGGAUGACGUGAUCGACGGAGCGGUUAAAGCGAUAGUGGAGAGUGGCAUCUCUCUUUUCGCAGUAGGUGUGAGGAAUGCUGAUCCAGAGGAGCUGAAGAGAAUAGUGAGCAAGCCUCAUGAGGAGCACCUGAUGCUCAGCCCUGAUUCGUCCUACCUGGAGAACCUGCUGCCCAAAAUCUCUCGCAGAGUGUGUUUCACCGCCUCCGAACCGCCUAGACCUGUUAAACACACACAUCCGGUGACUGAGAAGGUGGUCGGCCCCAGGGACCUGCAGGUCAGCGAGGUGAGCUACAACUCUCUGCAGCUCUCAUGGAGUCAGGCCACUGGAGACGUGACAGGUUACAGGCUGCUGAUCGCUCCCGUGUCCCCGAAGGGCCAUCUGCUCCCAAUAAAACCACGACAGAUUGAUUUGAAGGGAGAUGUGGGAAAUACCAAAGUAACAGGGUUAACCCCGAAGACCGAGUACUCCCUCACCAUCUACGCCAUCUACCCCGGACUUAUCGGAGAAUCUUCCACCAUAAACGCAGAGACGAUUCCUGUACCAUCAGUGGCAAACUUCCGUGUGACCGAGGAAGGGCUGUUCUCUUUACGCUUGGCCUGGACGUCUCCACCCGGCCAGGUGGACACCUACAAAAUCUUCAUCCCGAGAUCCGACAGACCUGGGAUGAUCUAUGAGCAGAUGCUGCAGGGCGAUGCCUCCUCUCACGUGAUUGAUAGCUUGGAGGAGGAUAAGACGUACACAGCUAGCAUCUACGCCAUUUACCCCGAAGGACCGAGUGAGACUGUGUCUGUCAUCGGGAGAACAUUGAAGCUUGUCCCUGUUAAUCAACUGCUGGUCGAAAACGCCACCACAGACACGGUGCAGGCUCGCUGGCUCUCGGUGAGAGGAGCUUCAGGCUACAGACUCACCUGGGCAUCCUCAGAGGGCCACAUCGAGAGCGUCAACCUUGGAGGGAACUAUAAGUUCUACAUGAUUCAGGGUCUUCAUGCUGGAACCGAGUACACUGUCAGCAUCAACCCUGUGUUUGUGGACGUAGAAGGACCAGUGACGUCGGCCAAAGCCAAGACAUUGGAGAGCAGUGUGGUGCAGUCUCUGAGGGCCACUGCGGUGAGCACCAGCAGCGCUUUGACUUCAUGGAACGCUGUUUCAGGAGCCACAGGGUACAGGUUGGCCUGGGGUCCUACUGCAGAAUUUACCGGGAGAGAUCGGCCCAGGCAGCUGGCUCUGAAUAAGAGCAUUACAGAGUAUUUACUAAAAAAUCUGGUCCAUGACACUGAGUACGUGAUUUCCCUUUACGUCCUGUUUGGCUCUGUGGUGGGACCGGGCAUCACCGCUACUUUCAGAACAUCUCCCCUCGGCUAUGUGUCUAAUUUUAAGGUGAUAUCCUACACCAGUUCUUCUAUAAGUGUGGAAUGGAGUGCCAUUGUAGGAGCCACUGAGUAUAAACUCACCUGGAGCUCAGAGGGAGUUAGUCCGCAAAGCCGAUAUGUGGAUCACAGUGUUUUACAGCUCAGCAUCACUGGCCUCCAGCCAAACACACUCUACACCAUCAGCAUCCACGCUCUGUACGGGAAUAUGGAGGGGCCAGAAAUCUCCCUCACACAGCUAACAGCAGCUUCCUCGAUUGAGUCGGAACAAAUCGAGACAGUAAAGGAACUCAAGGUGGUCGAUAUCGGAGUAAACUCUUUCAGCCUGUCCUGGAGGAAAACGCCUGGAGUUACCGGCUACAAAAUCAGCUGGACCCCUUUUAACGGUGGAGAAAAGAAUAGCGUGACUGUUUCCUCAUCCAUCACAUCAUACACCAUCACCAGACUGCCAGCCAGCUCCGCCUACAAGAUCCAGGUCUCAUCGUUAGUCAGGGAUCGGGAAGGAAGUUCAGCUACGGUCACUGCACGGACCUUGGACUUGCCUAAAGUGAACGGUUUCAGCGCUCUGAACAUCACUGAUGAUAGCGCUGCAUUGAACUGGACCAGAGUUACUGGAGCUUCCGGGUAUCUUCUCUCCUGGAGACAUAUAUCAGAACUCGAGAGUACCACUGAAAAAUUGGGACCUGGUUUCACCUCAUUUAAGAUAAAAAACCUGCAGUAUGGAAGAACUUACAUCUUCAACAUCCGGCCCCUCUACGGAGAGGUAGAGGGCCCCGUCACGACCAUUACCAAACGGAUUGUGGGUGCCUUCCACCUCAUUCCUGUCCACCCUGCCACAUCAGCCCCUGUUCCAGCCAGCAAAGAUUUCACCAUCAGCAGCACCAGCGAGACCACCACUACUCAGAGACCUACUGCCAAGCCGAACCUGACGGUCACUAAAACUUCCCAAUCCAUAACCACUCUCACCACUGCAGCUAAAACCCAAAGCACUCUCUCUACUCCACCAUCUGGACCUGUGUGUGGCAGGGUGAAAGCAGACAUUGUGUUUCUGGUUGAUGAGUCCUGGAGCAUCGGUUCUAAUAACUUUGGCAAGUUGAAGGACUUCCUGUUUAGGAUUGUGACUUAUUUCCCUGUAAUCGGGCCACAAGGCACCCAGAUAGCAGUGGUUCACUACAGUGAUCAGCCCAGGAUCGAGUUCAGCCUGAACACUCAUAGAGAUCGCAGCUCUGUGCUCAGAGCUCUUCGGCAGGUUCGCUACGGAGGAGGAAACACCAAAACUGGUCGAGGGAUCAGUUAUGUUCUCAGGGAGUUGUUCCGGGAGUCUCUGGGGAUGAGGCAGAACGCUCCUCACGUGCUGGUCCUGGUGACAGAUGGAAAAGCCCUGGAUGAUGUGGAACCACCCUCCAGAGUAGCACAUGUUCUAGGUGUAAGUGUGCUGGCCAUUGGUAUCGCAAAUGCUGACAUUCAAGAGCUUAGAAAAAUAGCUACACCAACCACCUACAAGAACGUCUUCUUUGCUGCUGACUUUGAUGAUCUCCCUUCCAUCGAGAGAGAGAUGAUCAGCAGCAUCUGCAGUGAGGCUCUGAUGUCCGAGUUUCAGCACCAUAAAGAGCCUGCCCAACUGGACACACAAACAAAUGACCCGGUGACCGUUUCAAAGCCUGAAGGUCCCUGUCCGAUCCAGUGCAAGGGUCAAAAAGGAGAAAGGGGGGAUGCGUUCGGACACGGUGGUCUGCGCCCGAAGAUAGACGGCGACGAUUUCGAUCCGUUCACCUUAAAGAUUAAAGGAGAGAAAGGAGAGAGGGGUCUUCCUGGAACGGAUGGCAUACCCGGGGUACCGGGACGACCGGGUCGAACCGGACCUCCUGGUUCUGCUGGACUGAGGGGAGCUCCUGGUGUUCCUGGGGAUAUGGGACCACCUGGCAUUACAGGACCAAAAGGUCAGCGAGGGGAGAGAGGAGAACCCGGGUAUGUCAUGGGAAGCAUGGAUGUUGGUCCAGGACGUAAAGGAGAACCUGGAUCAUCUGGUCCUCAGGGGCCUCCAGGUGUACCAGGUGUCUCAGGACCUCCAGGACUCCCGGGUCAACCUGGACCACCUGGAAUUCCAGGCAUUUCUAUAAAGGGUGAGACCGGAGAGCCUGGCCUUAAAGGUCCACGCGGGAAACCGGGACCCAAAGGAGAAAAAGGGGAAGUUGGAGAAAAUGGUCAAGCCGGUUUACCUGGACCUAUAGGAGUGGAUGGAGGUCCUGGAGUUCCUGGACAGAAAGGUGAAAAAGGAGAAAAUGGAGUUGGAAUUCCUGGUGUCCAAGGUGUGCAGGGUUCUCCUGGAGAAAAGGGAAAUACGGGGCUGCCAGGGCCAAUUGGACCAAAGGGUGAUCAGGGAAUUCAUGGAGCGACAGGAACGAGUGGCCUGAGGGGAAAAAGAGGUUUGAAAGGGGAGCAAGGAGCCAAGGGUGAUCGUGGAGAUAUAGGGCCUAUGGGACAUCAUGGAUUGGCAGGUGUGCCUGGAGCUAUUGGAACAAAGGGUGAGAAGGGAGAGCACGGAGCACCGGGAGACCCAGCGGAAGGCAUCCUCGGACCCCCUGGGAAGAAGGGUGCAAGGGGGGAUAUCGGCCCGGUCGGACCUCCCGGGCUUCAGGGAAUUAAAGGUGUCCAAGGAGACAAAGGUGAAAAGGGCAGUCCUGGCUUCGGGAUUCCUGGACAGCCGGGUCCUAAGGGUGAGACUGGUGAGAGGGGUAAUGUUGGAUUAUCAGGGAAACCUGGACCUAAGGGCAACGAUGGCUUUAAAGGAGAAAAGGGUAACAUGGGUCUCCCAGGAAACCCAGGACCUUCUGGACUAAGAGGUAAAGAUGGUUUGCCUGGCUCAAGAGGAGACCGUGGACUUCAGGGAGAGCCGGGUCCUCCAGGGCAGCCAGGAGAGAAAGGAAUCAGGGGUCCUCUUGGUCUCCCCGGACAGCCAGGAGGCACCGGUGAGAAAGGAGACGCUGGGAAAAUCGGGUUUCCGGGUCCCGAAGGUCCCAAAGGAGAGAAAGGCGAGCAAGGGAAACCCGGUCCACCUGGAAACUAUCAAUUGUCCAUGACAGACAACGUCAGAAUCAUCAAGGGUGAGCCAGGUGAUCCAGGCGAGCGUGGGCUCCCAGGCCUGCGUGGAGAUACAGGACUACCAGGACCACCAGGUCCACCAGGACAAUCUGCAACUUCACCAUUAAUAGACCUUACUGGUGUGUCUGACAGAGGUGGACUGGAUGGUUUAAAAGGAAUGCACGGACCAAAGGGUGAACCUGGGAAGAAAGGGGAAGCAGGAGCUAAAGGAGAUAAAGGAGAGCCUGGGCGAGUGGGAGUUGCCGGCAUGCCUGGUUUACCCGGUGUUCCUGGUAAACCCGGUGUGGAUGGCAAGCGUGGACUAGCAGGAAAAGAUGGACAAGAAGGACUCAGGGGUAGUGAUGGGAAAAAGGGAGAGAAAGGAGAACCUGGUGUUGCUGGUAAAGAUGGACCGAAGGGAGAUGCAGGUCCUCCAGGUUUGCCUGGUCCUCCUGUUGUAGUGCCCGAGGGUGCUUCAAUAGAUGAUUUUAAAACAGCAUUUACAGGAUCAGUGGGUCUUCCUGGAGCGACGGGUUCUCCUGGCAUGAAGGGUGAAAAAGGAGAUCCAGGAGAGAAGGGUGACACUGGUUUGCCAGGGAAGGGUGUUGAAAUGAAGCACAUCGAGGCAUUAUUUGAAUCAUAUGGAAUUAAGCUUUCCCUGCUGAAGGCCUUAAUUGACAGACUGCUCCAGGAUGGUAUGGAGGAACUACUGCAUGAAAUCAGUACGAAGAAAAGAACCAAAGAACGGAGGAUAAACCCUGACUCCAACAUCAUCACUGAAUACACUAACUCAGUGAAGUAUGAACUCUCGAGUGAGCCACAGACUGACGGACUCCUGACCGAAGAUGUGGAUCUCAGUCAAUCCUACCCAGUUUUAUUCAAUGAAACAGAAGAUGUUGGAACUCUGUGGAAUGCCACCGAGGAUAGUAAAGAAGAUCUGAGAAGAACAGAGGGCAGGAUUGAAGUAGAAGAAGAAGGAGAGGCUCUGCUAGAAACCUUCACACAAGCGCCGUCUGUUUUCAUCACCACUCAGUUUAACAUCUCUUCAAACACGAUUGCGACAGCUAAAGCAGAGGUAAGUAUGGAGGACGUCCUCCACAGUCAGGAAAACACAGUGAAGAAGACUUCUGGUGAGAAGAAGAAGGGACGAGAAAGAGGAAAGGGUAAAGGGAAUAAAGGACGACAUAAACGACACAGGAAGCGAUUGGAAGAACUAGAUAAAGAGGAGCUCGAGGAGGAGAAUCAUGAUGAUGAUGAUGAAGAAGAAGAUGAAGACGGAGGUGGUGAUGAAGAGUAUCAGUAUGAAUAUGAGGAUGAGCUUGUUACAGAAGAGACUGUUCUCUCUCAUGAGGAAGAGACAGAGAGGAUGAUCUACACAACUGCAGAGCCUUUCCCCUCGACAUCAGCGGUCACGCAGCAGCCAAGUGAAGGCACGAUAUCCUCAGACCUCGAUACACCAACUGCAGAAAAGGGGGUCAUGUCCAGUUCUGAUGCACAAAGAACAAUGCCUAAAGUGAAGCGGAGCGCCCCCUCGCCCGAUUACGAGCCCUCAAACAGUGCAAGAAAGAAAAAGAAACAAAAUAAAAAGAAGCUGAAAUACAAGGAGUCAGAAACUGAGGCUGAAAUAUACAAGGAAACAGAUCUAGAAAGAGAAGUGGAGAGACAGGCUGAAAGAGAGAGAGAGGUGACGGAGUGGGACGUGGACGAGGAAGAGGAGCGAGGGACAUGGGCUGAACCGGAGCCUGAGCAGAGCUCUGGAGACAGAGACGAAGAGAGGAGCAGCGAGAACGGGGAGAAUGAGGACUGGAACUGGGAUGAAGAGAGAGAGCGAGACAGGAUGGAGAUGGAGAGAGAACGAAUUGAGCUAGAGCGUGAGAAAGAGGAGGAGUUAGAAAGGGAGGUAGUUGUAGAGAGAGAGAGAGGGAGGGAGAGAGAGACGGAGCGAGAGGACGUGGUGGAGAGACAGAGGAUGGAGUGGGAGAUGAUGGAGAGGGAGGAAGACAUGAGGGCCCACAUCUCUCAGUAUGAACUUCUGAAGGGACCUCCAGGUGAAAAUGGUCUACCAGGACCCAAGGGUGAGAUUGGAGAGAAAGGACAAAAGGGUGAGCCUGGAAUAGGACACCGUGGCCCUGUUGGUCAGGCUGGUCCACCUGGACAAAAGGGUGAGCCUGGAGAACCAGGACCACCUGGAGCACAGGGCAUUCAGGGAAUCCGGGGCAACCCGGGGAUUCCAGGAACACCGGGUCACAAUGGUGCGCCAGGAGAACCUGGAGAGCCAGGUAAAGAGGGUGACAGAGGAAGACGAGGAAAAAAUGGAUCACCUGGCUCUCCUGGUGCGCCUGGACCUCCAGGAAAAGAAGGGAUUCCUGGUCCUCCAGGAGUGAAAGGCAACAAGGGCGACAGCAUCCCGGGGGAGCCAGGAGAGAGGGGCGUGGCUGGACUUCCAGGACGCAGGGGCGCCAAGGGCACUUUAGGGGUCAGAGGACCACCGGGACUCAUGGGUCCUAAAGGUCUCACUGGCAUCAAAGGAGAAAAGGGUGAUAAAGGUCUACCAGGCAACCGAGGCGAGAAAGGAAGUCCUCUGUCCAUGCCUGGGCCACGUGGAUUUAAAGGCACAAAAGGAGAAGCGGGUGAACGAGGAUCUCCGGGAUUUGAUGGCGAUAAAGGGGAGAAAGGAGAGGAUGGACCGCCGGGGGUGAAGGGUUUGAAGGGAGAAGCUGGGGUCAAAGGAAGUAUGGGUCCAUUUGGAGCACGGGGGCCUGUAGGACAAAAGGGAGAAGCAGGAGAAGCAGGCACCAAUGGAGAAGCGGGUCAUAACGGACAGAAUGGACUGCAGGGUGAAAAAGGAGACAAGGGAGACAUGGGAGAGCGAGGACAAAAGGGUGAAGAGGGAGAGAAAGGAGAACUUGGAUUACAAGGAGACAAAGGCAACAAAGGAGAACAGGGUUUCCGAGGUAUGCCAGGAAGGAUGGGCCUCCCAGGAAUAGAUGGGGAACCGGGCAGUAUUGGAGACCCUGGAGCACCGGGCAUUCCUGGACUUAACGGACCCCCGGGACGAAAAGGAGAAAAAGGUGAUGGAGGUCAACAUGGAGUUGAUGGUGAACUAGGGAAGAAGGGAGAGAAGGGAUCUUCAGGUUUUCCAGGAUUCACAGGUUUUAAAGGAUCUCCAGGUGCACCAGGACCAACCGGAGCUCCUGGACGACCUGGUCCAGUUGGACCUAAAGGGGAAGUUGGACCUAAGGGAGAAAGAGGAAGGAGAGGCAGAGGGAAGCCUUGUCAGAGAGGCAUCCCGGGAAAUCCUGGACAAAAAGGACUGGAUGGUGAGAUAGGGCUAGAAGGACGGAAAGGGGAGAAAGGAGAUCCAGGACUUACGGUAGAGGAGGUGAAGAACCUGGUGACCAAAGAAGUAGUGGAAAAGUGUGGGAAAGAUCAAGCGUACCUUCUUGUGAUGAGCACCAAAGAGCCAGAAGAAAAGAGUGUUCUGAAAGAGGACAAGAGAAAGGAGGAGUCUCAUCUCGCUCACAUGGAUAAGGAGAAAGAGAAGCAAAUCUCUGCUUCACCCACCGUUUCACACAUCGAGCCAAAUUUACUGUAUGACAAUAUCACAGGUACUGAAAACCAGGAAACAAAGCAGACUCAGAGAGAUCGAAGACACGCCCUUAAGGUGACAGAAGCAUCUGCCUCAGAGGUCUGUCUUGAGCCGAUGUCCGAGGGACACUGCUCCGAGUACGUGUUGCUCUGGUACUUCCACCUGAGCUCUGGAGCGUGCCGGCCCUUCAUCUACAGCGGCUGUGGAGGAAACAGAAACCGAUUCGGUACAAAACACGACUGUCAGGCUUACUGCAGCCGGGGGCAGAGAGAUCCUCGGUCCUGAUGACAGCACCCACUGAAGCGCUGCCGUUCUGUCCAGUGAUUAAUGCCAUUCUUUUGUAUAUUUUGUUAAUUUUUUCACUUAGUUAUUUUUUUAAGUGCGUCUUUACCGUCCUCGCUGUACACCAUUUGUUUCUAUCCGUUUGGAGUUGUCUUGAAUGUAUUUCAUUUUCCCAUCAUACAGAAUUUGCAUACUAAGAGCCAUACAUUGUUGCACUGUCAUACCAGUAUGCGAUUAUUAUAUGCCUUUGCCCUGUGAUCAUAAAAGUCCUGUACCAAUUCAGUGCAAUUUUACAUGAUUUUAGUUACACAGUCACUUUGAUCAACACUUUGUGGUGGUCAUUUUGCACUAACAGCUCUGUUUAUUUAAAAACGAUUCAACCUCGGCAGGUUAAUUUUCAUUUCUAAGGAUAUUAAAAAUGGCUUCAUGGAGGCACUGUAGGGAAAUUAUAAUGCUCACUGUGUGUGUUGUGUGUGUGUGUGUGUGUGUGUGAAUAUAAAUGCGUGGGUUUACGUCGUGACCUCUCUCACACUUGCUUACAUACAGUUCUACGAGCUUCAUCCUGUGUAUAAACACUGUCAUAUUGGCUUUGCUUCAACUCAGUUUGUUGAGUCGUGUCUGGAGAGAGUCUCCUGGGGCCCAGACAGAGAAUCCUGAAAGAACCGGAUGUUUUUAGUGAGUGUGUGUGGGAUUGUGUGUGUGUGCGCCAAUAGAUUAUGGCUAUCCCAGUGUCUCUCAUUAGUUUCACACACUCUUCUAGCCUGAGGGUCUUCACUGAGAUGUAAACUUUAUGGGUAAUUCCUGUACCUUUCUUUAUUAUUUAACAAUAUAUUAUAAUCCGAUGAGGUUUAACCUUGUGUUCUCCUGUUUCUUUUCUGUGUGGUUUGUCCAUGUGGUGUGAGCCAGCACUCCAGAUGAAGGCACAACAGGAGGAAUAAGUCUCCAGUGUCUCCAAUGACAGAUAAUGUGUUGUAGGGGAUCCCCGGGCUGACACAACCCACGAGAGGGAGAGGGAGAAAGAGAGAGAGAGAGAGAGAGGUGCAAGAAAUAGACAAUUUGCAACAGAAUUAUACAGUACAUACACCAUAACCUUCAAUACACUAUGGAAUUUGUUCAAAAUAUUAAUCAUAUUCCUCCAAUUGCGCACCUACACCAAUGUAACUCUGUGUAAAAGUUGCCUUUUGUGCUCCGAACAGAGAUCACACUCCUACGACACUUACAGUCGUGUGACACUUGCAGGCAUCUCAAGGCCAAAUCUGUGCAUGACUUGGUUAACGAGUCUGAUGAAACACUCAGACAUCAGAACUCAAUCGCAAAACACAACAACAGCAGAAAAGCUCCGGUCAGUGGAGGAGGUCCAGGGAAUCAUUUACAUACUGUAUACACACACUAGGACACAAAGAGAACUCAGUACAGACAGUACACUCAGGAUCGAUCCACACCCUGGAGCUGUGAGGCAUAAACAGUAGCAAAGCCCUUAAGCCAAAUUUAAUAGAUAAAAUGAAUAAAACAUGCUGUGAGUGAUAUUCGUAGUUAAAGACAUGAACACAUCGAUGUGCUGUAAAUAUUUAACAAUAUAUUUUCUUUUUAAUCUCCGAAGUUUCCUCGAGUUUAAGUAGAAAUCGUAUAAUAAGAGCCUGUUUUUUGUUGAAGCUUUUGCUGAGGACAAUCAAAAUAUAACUCUCUUGGAGACACUUGUUGAUGAUCUUGAUUCACUCCUCCAUACAGAAUUCCUUUAUAAACUUGUGCAUGUGGAUGCCUUUUAUGUUCCUCAACCAUUAUCUUGUAACAAGGUGCUUGAAUUUGACAUUUAAGCACUUGAAAUACCUCGAAAAUAGACAUUUUUAUCUAGCAGUGCUCAACCCUUCUUUUUUACCAGUAUGCUGCCAUUCCAAACCACCGGAUGAAGGGAAACGGGCUUAUCGGAUAUUUUCAGUCAGUGUAAACAAACUGAAUGAUGUUCAGGCUGUGAGUCCGAUAUAAAAUGAGUCUGUUGUCUUUCAGUGUGUUUUAGACGCGUGUUUUUCCCUCUGUUGGAGAGCCUUACAUAGAAUUUUACUGGUUGAAGAUCAAAUCUGAGCUGCUUUUUAGAUGAACAACCACUUGGAGCAUCGCCGAGAGCAGAAAUGGGUUUGAUAUCAACAUUUACUUUGAAUAUUUAAACAUUCAUAUGGAGAAAAAUUAACCGUUUUGUUUUAUUUGGAACUUUUCUAUAAAUAUAUUUCCCUGGUAGUUUAGGUAAAAACAGAACUCCUUCUGAAACACUACAAAUUCUUAAAGUCCUGAGUGUCUACUUUCAUAUGAGCUUCAUAUUAACCUCCACUGUGGAGUGAGACAUGACAAAGAUAACAAAAACAGGAGGAAAAAUAGAGUUUAAAAAGUGUUUGAAUUAUAAAUGGUUAAAUGGCUAAAUAACUAAAAAGUGUUCAUUUCAUUAGGAUACAGUCCUUUCACUCAAAAUAUGACACAUCGCUACACGCCCUCCUCCUCUUCCCUCCUCUAUUUCCACACGUUUUGACAGAGACAGCUCCUGUAACUCAUCCGGAGUAUACUGACAUUAUAGUAAGGAUGAAGCAAUGCCUAGGGAAUGCAUGGUUAAUUCACAUCAAUUCAAUUAAAUUUUAUGUGCAUAGUGCUUUUAAUGUCUCAAAGCAGCUUUAUAGAACAUAAGCAACAUAGUACAAAAGUCCAAGAUUAAUGUAAUGUUAUUAAAAGAGACAUCAACAGAUCACUCUUAACCUCCUGGCAGAGGCAUCCAGCUAUUAGGUGAAAAUAUCUUGCUCUUGUCUUGUCAUUAAUUUGUUACCCGAUUGUCUUCCACCUGUUCUGUGUUCGCCCUUGAUUCGUUCAUCUAUAUGUUUAGCGUCAAAAUAUUAGCAAAGGUCUUUCAUUGUUCUUCCUGGUUUUGACAAAGAUUAUGGAUUAUUGCUGUUUUAAUUAUUGGCUUAUUGGAUUAAAAUAAAACAGUUUUACACACUCUUGCCCUACCACACACUCUCCUCACAGCAUGAGUUUGUUUAAUGGAGCUUUCUGAGUGAUUUAUUGCGCUUAUUUCUCCUGCACUAUUUAAUAAAAGUGUAAAAUAAAAAAAAAU